CAUCCGACUACACUGCGCAUGCGUUUCUACCCACUCGAGACACCGGUUAGAAAUUAAAGGGCGAAAACCACAUUUUUGACUGGGAAAAAAAGCUGCCAAAAGCGUCGACACUUCCACGGAGAUGCCUUGUGAGAGUGUCGGACGCUAACCGUGAAGGAGGAGCUAUGGCCUGCGCUCAGGUUCCUCUGGACGAGCAGCAGGUGACUGAGCAAGACGCUUUGGGCAAAGAGCGCACACUGCCUGCGCUGCAUCCCGACAGGAAGGAGGACCGCCUUUUUGUGCCUUACGUGCCGCUGUCAGCCGACGCCUGUCCAGCCGAGGUGGAAGAGUUCCUUGAGCGCAGCAGGUUCAUCUUAGAAGAUCUGGAAUGGCUACUCGCGUUGCCGCAUGACAAAUUUUGGUGUCAGGUUGUGUUUGACACGUCGCUGCAGAAAUGCUUGGACUCUUAUGUCCAUCAUGCCCCUCGUGGCCUCGACUUGAGCUCUGCAUCCACAUCCCCCGUGGUGGCGGAGACUCAUCAGUCCCUCCAUCGUGUCGUCUUCUUUGCCUUCCUUAGGAUGGCCACUCACAAGGAGUCCAAGGAGAACUACAUCACACCAGCUGUAUUUGGGGAAAUACUGUAUGAAAACUUCCUUUUCGAUGUACCCAAAAUAAUGGAUCUGUGCAUGCUUUUCGGGAAAGGCAACAGUCCGCUGCUGUACAAGAUGAUCGAGAACAUUUUCACGCAACAACCAUCUUACUACAGAGACCUGGAUGAAACCGUGCCCACCAUUUUGGAGGUGUUCGACAGUAUUGAGGAGAAGUGCGGCCUCCGCUGCGAUGGUGCCGGAGAGCCCCUGAAGCUCAAUGCUCAAAAGAAGCCGAAUGCUGUCAGCAUGACUCAGCAGGACUUUUUGGACAUUAUUCUUUACCUGUGUGACACCAGCAGUACCUUGCACGCCUUCUUUAGCGUCUUCCCCGGUGCGUGCGCCACCUUUCACUCGCACAGCUUUCUUUGCAGAUUGUCUUCGUUUUACGAAAGUGUUAUGCCCGACCUUGAAAAGGCCUUAACGAAGAGAAACUUUGAGGAUAAAAGUCUUCAGGAGGACGUGUGGCGGAGGUUGUCCCACUCACGUCGCAAGAUGUUAGAGACGGCCCACCUUCUGCUGCACCACACAUGCUUACAGCCCAUUCUGGAAGGGGUAGAAAAUACACAAACAUUUGCAGAAGAGCUGCUGCAACACUUCACGUCGUUUCUUUCAGAGAAAAGGUUCUUGUGUGACUACGACGAGUUGUUUCCCAUUGCAGAAGAUAUCAGUCUUCUCCAACAAGCACUUCCUGUUAUCGACGAGACCAGGACGUCUUACCUGCUCCAGGGCGUCCACAGUGCCUGGGACAGCACAGGAAGGCGAAAAACCAAACCCUCGUCGCAAUCGCCAAAUCAGGGAGCAGUGGGCGGGGCUUCACGGAAUAUCAGUCAGGAUGUGAGGCAAGCCGAAGAUGGCAGAGAAACCUCAAGGGGGGCUGAGGCUAUGUUGGACGUCCCACGGCGAGGAAGCAAUGGUGCCAUUUGUCCGGUGAGCGAGGCAGAGUUAGAGUCACUGCUGUCGUGCAUCCGGGAUCUGCUGCCUGACCUCGGCGAGGGAUUCGUGCUGGCGUGUCUUCAGGAGUAUGGCUACGAUUCAGAAGUGGUCAUCAACAAUAUCCUUGAGGGACGACUUGCACCAGGCUUGGAUGCGCUCGACCGCGCCAUGCCCAGGCCGGUGAAAGAAGCUCUCCCAAACGUCCUGGACAGCAGAUCCAACGUGUUCGAUGAUGACGAGUUUGAUGUGUUCCGCAGAGAACGUGUAGACAUGACGCGCGUCUGGAAGGGAAGGAGGAAAGGCGAGAGCAGUCAGGAGCUCCUGAAUGAUAAGAAGCACAUAUCUGAGCAGCGCGCUCGCUACCAGACUUACCAGACGGUGGUGGACGAGGUUGUGCUGCAGGCAGGGGACUCUGCCAGCUACAACGUUGGUGACGACUACGACGACGAGUAUGACGACACGUACGACAUGAAUCAAGUGGGGGCCAACGAUCUAGAUGGAGACAGCUUGCUCAACAGGAGACCCUUCACGAUGCCCAGAGUCCUGCAGCAAGCAGGCAAAGCUGAGGAAGCAGAGGAUGAAGAAGAUGAGGAAGAGGAGCAGGGACAGCAGAGCAACAUGAACAAGGACCAGUUUAUUCAGGACCCCGCACUUCUUAGGGAGCGAGCCGCAGCCAGACGAGCCGCCAUGCAGCAGAGGAGAGGCGUCCAGCCGGAGCGCCAGAGCCACGUGGUGGGCCGUCCCAAAGGCCAGGGACAGACACUGGACACAUUCCUAGACAGACGAAAGAAAGAAGCCAACAAGGGCCGCGGGGCCAAUCACAACCGCCGUAACAUGGCCGACCGCAAGAGGAGCAAAGGUAUGAUCCCCUCGUGAUGAGACGUACCCAAGAAAGAGGACUGCUGUUUUUUUGGUAAUGACUGACGCACUCUUCUUUUGGACAAGUCAUUUAUUUAAUUGGAAACCAAAGUGGAAGAGCAGUAGAGAGAUGUUUAUUUUUGCACUAAAAAAAGACAUCCAAGCAAAAUCUGGAAGAAGUGGAUGUUUAUUGCAUUGAGCUUGUCAUCCAUUUUGCGCCUUCCCAAAAUACAAAUCAUCAACUUUUGUACACAAACCUGAUCUGUUAGCACUUUGUAACAGCACAUUACUCAAAAUAAAUACUUGAAUCAGG
Molecule: messenger RNA, 2733 nt
Organism: Corythoichthys intestinalis (scribbled pipefish)
Lineage: Eukaryota; Metazoa; Chordata; Actinopteri; Syngnathiformes; Syngnathidae
Gene: ascc2
Product: activating signal cointegrator 1 complex subunit 2
Exons: 19
Coding region: 165-2438 (757 amino acids)
Biological process (GO): regulation of DNA-templated transcription
Molecular function (GO): ubiquitin binding
Source: RefSeq, a predicted model, not a curated record